Messenger RNA from Argentina anserina (silverweed cinquefoil), 978 nucleotides. Its product is annotated as putative DNA glycosylase At3g47830. Lineage: Eukaryota; Viridiplantae; Streptophyta; Magnoliopsida; Rosales; Rosaceae. Bases 8 to 958 code for a protein of 316 amino acids. The record is from RefSeq and is a predicted model, not a curated record. The transcript is spliced from 4 exons. Gene Ontology annotation, molecular function: catalytic activity. Gene Ontology annotation, biological process: base-excision repair.
CAAUGACAUGAAUCCGACUCCAGCCAACUUAUUUACAACCGGCCGGUGCCUGAAAAAAGGUCCCCAAGGUGGAGCUACCUCAACAACAAUGCCGAAAGGCCGCAAAAGAAAGCAGCAGGUGGAGAUUACCCACAGCCCACAACCUUCACCCAAAACCACCAAACAGACCCCAAAGGACCCGUACCCGGAUUACGCCCGACCCACCCGAGAAGAAUGUAUCUCCGUCCGAGACGACCUCUUGGCCCUCCACGGCUUCCCCCAAGAGUUUGCAAAGUACCGAGAGCAGCGGCUGAGUUCUCAAGCAUCCAACCACUCCGACGUUGCCGUGAGCUCAGAGCCGUCGGAUGAAAAAGAGAGUGUCUUGGAUGGUUUAGUGAGAACUAUGUUGUCUCAGAAUACCACGGAAGCAAAUUCCCUGAAGGCCUUUGCUUGUCUCAAGUCAGCUUUUCCAACUUGGGAAGAGGUUUUGGCUGCUGAUUCACAAAGUUUAGAGAGUGCAAUAAGAUGUGGUGGUUUAGCCAAGACCAAAGCCUCUUGUAUUAAGAACAUGCUGAGUUGUUUACUGGAGAAAAAGGAAAAGCUUUGCUUGGAGUACUUGCGACAUUUGUCAGUUGAUGAAAUUAAGGCUGAGCUCUCUCAUUUUAAAGGAAUAGGUCCAAAAACGGUGGCUUGUGUUUUAAUGUUCCAACUUCAGCAAGAUGAUUUUCCGGUGGACACCCAUGUGUUUGAGAUUGCAAAGUCCAUGGCUUGGGUUCCAGUUGGAGCAGACAGGAAUAAGACAUAUCUUCAUCUUAAUGAAUGGAUACCGGAUGAACUUAAAUUUGAUCUGAACUGCCUUCUGUAUACACAUGGUAAGCUCUGCCGCAAAUGCAUCAAGAAAGGAGGUAGCACUGGUAAGCAACAAGAAAAGGAAUCCAAGGAUAGUAUUUCCUGUCCUUUGUUACGUUACUGUAAGUAAAUUCUAAGUUGUCUCCCUUA